UAGCCGGAGCUGAGGCAAGGAGCCGACAGGCCCGCGGAGCCGCGCGGGGAAGGCCCGGGCGCAGCUGAGCUUGCGGCCGCGGCUGCUGGCCGACGGAGUCGGCCGGGCCAGGCGCCGAGUGGGACGUGCUCUGUGGAGACGCGGAGGAGCGAGUCACCGCGGCCUGAGAAAUAUCUAUGCAAGAUGUUCACAUUGCAAACUUGGAUAGUGCAAGCCUUGUUUAUUUUCCUCACCACUGAAUCUAUAGGUGAACUUAUAGUUCCAUGUGCUCAUAUCCACCCUGAAUCUUCAGUUGUACAACUUGGUUCGAAUUUCACGGCAGUUUGUGUGCUAAAAGAAAAAUGUAUGAAUGAUUAUCAUGUGACUGCUAAUGAAAUUUUCUGGAAAACAGGCCGUGUUACUGUUCCUUAUGAACAAUAUGCUGUCAUAAACAGAACAGCAUCUAGUGUCACAUUUCCAAAUAUAACUUUAAUAAAUGCUCUGCUCACUUGCAACAUUCGUAUGUUUGGACAGAUUAAUCGGAGUGUUUAUGGAAUCAGAAUCAUUUCAGGCUUGCCUCCUGAAAAACCUAAAAAUUUGAGUUGCAUUGUGAAUGAAGGAAAGAAAAUGAUGUGUCAGUGGGAUCCUGGAAGGGAAACACACCUGGAAACAAACUACACUUUAAAAUCUGAGUGGGCAACAGAGAAGUUUGAUGAUUGUAAAGCAAAACGUGACACCCCCACCUCAUGCACUGUUGAUUAUCCUCCUGUGUAUUUUGUCAACAUUGAAGUCUGGGUAGAAGCAGAGAAUGCCCUUGGGAAGGUUGCCUCAGAUCAUAUCAAUUUUGAUCCUAUAGAUAAAGUGAAGCUCAAUCCACCACAUAUUUUAUCAGUCAACAGCUCAAAGGAACUAUCUAGUAUUUUAAAAUUGACAUGGACUGACUCACGUUUUAAGAGUUUUAUAACUCUGAAAUAUGACAUUCAAUAUAGGACCAAAGAUGCCUCAACUUGGAACCAGGUUCCUCCUGAAGAUACAUCAUCUACCCGAUCUUCAUUCACGGUUCAGGACCUUAAACCUUUUACAGAAUAUGUGUUUAGGAUUCGUUGUAUGAAGGAAGAUGGUAAAGGAUAUUGGAGUGACUGGAGUGAAGAAGCAAGUGGUAUCACAUAUGAAGAUAGACCAUCCAAGGCACCAAGUUUCUGGUAUAAGAUAGAGCCAUCUCAUGCUCAUGGUACUAGAUCUGUACAACUCAAAUGGAAGACAUUGCCUCCUUUUGAAGCUAAUGGAAAAAUUUUGGAUUAUGAAGUGACUCUCACAAAAUGGAAAUCACAUUCACAAAAUUACACAGUUAAAGACACAAAACUGACAGUAAACCUCACAAAUGAUCGCUAUGUAGCAACUCUGACAGCAAGAAAUCUUGUUGGCAAAUCAGAUGCGUCUGUUUUAACUAUCCCUGCCUGGGAUUUUCAAGCUACUCACCCCGUAACCAGUCUUAAAGCAUUUCCCAAAGAUAACGUGCUUUGGGUAGAAUGGACUGCUCCAGAUGAAUCUGUAAACAGAUACAUACUUGAGUGGUGUGUGUUAUCUGAUAAAUCGCCCUGUAUCCCAGAAUGGCAACAAGAAGAUGGUACUGUACAUCGCACCUAUUUAAGAGGAAACCUAGUAGAGAAGAAAUGUUACUUGAUAACAGUUACUCCAGUAUAUGAUGAUGGACCAGGAAGCCCCGAGCAUAUAAAGGCAUACCUUAAACAAGCUGCACCUUCCAAAGGACCUACUGUUCGGACAAAAAAAGUGGGGAAAAAUGAAGCUGUCUUAGAGUGGGACCACCUUCCUAUUGAUGCUCAGAAUGGAUUUAUCAGAAAUUAUACUAUAUUUUAUAGAACCGUCAUUGGAAAUGAAAUCGCUGUGAAUGUGGAUUCUUCCCACACAGAAUAUACACUGUCCUCUUUGACUAGUGACACUUUGUACAUGGUACGAAUGGCAGCAUACACAGAUGAAGGUGGAAAGGAUGGUCCAGAAUUCACUUUUACUACACCAAAGUUUGCUCAAGGAGAAAUUGAAGCUAUUGUUGUACCUGUUUGCUUAGCCUUCCUAUUGACAACCCUUUUGGGAGUUUUAUUCUGCUUUAAUAAGCGAGACCUAAUUAAAAAACACAUCUGGCCUAAUGUUCCAGAUCCUUCAAAGAGUCAUAUUGCCCAGUGGUCACCUCACACACCUCCAAGGCAUUUUAAUUCAAAAGAUCAAAUGUAUCCAGAUGGCAAUUUCACUGAUGUAAGUGUUGUGGAAAUAGAAGCAAAUGACAAAAAGCCUUUCCCAGAUGAUCUAAAAUCUUUGGACCUAUUCAAGAAAGAAAAAGUUAAUACUGAAGGACACAGUAGUGGUAUUGGAGGGUCUUCGUGCAUGUCAUCUUCUAGGCCAAGCAUUUCUAGCAGUGAUGAAAAUGAAUCUGCACAGAACACUUCAAGCACUGUCCAGUAUUCCACAGUGGUACACAGUGGCUAUAGACACCAGGUACCAUCAGUCCAAGUCUUCUCAAGAUCUGAGUCCACCCAGCCCUUGUUAGAUUCCGAAGAACGGCCAGAAGAUUUACAGCUGGUAGAUAAUGUAGAUGGCAGUGAUGGCAUUCUGCCCAGGCAGCGGUAUUUCAAACAAAACUGCAGUCAACAUGAAACCAGUCCAGAUAUUUCGCAUUUUGAAAGGUCACAGCAAGUUUCCUCAGUCAAUGAAGAAGAUUUUGUUAGACUUAAACAGCAGCAGAUUUCAGAUCAUAUUUCACAGCCCUAUGGAUCUGGGAAAAUGAAAAUGUUUCAGGAAGUUCCUGCAGUGGAUGCUUUUGGUCCAGGCAUUGAGGGACAAGUAGAGAGAUUUGAAACAGUUGGGAUGGAGGCUGCAGUUGAUGAAGGAAUGCCUAAAAGUUACUUACCACAGACUGUGAGACGAGGUGGCUACAUGCCUCAGUGAAAGACCAGCUCCUGUUACAUCUUCGGAAAUACCUGUAAAGUAAAGCUAAAAAUACUUUAUCUGUGAUUUCAGAUCUUCACUCGCUGAAGAUGAUCAUUUGCCCUUAAGGACAAGAAUGUACUGUCCUGCCACAUGGGCUUUUUCCAUCCCAGUAUAUCUGGGAUUCAACUUU
This is a messenger RNA of Budorcas taxicolor (takin), 3112 nucleotides long. It is a transcript of the gene IL6ST, whose product is annotated as interleukin 6 cytokine family signal transducer. The record is from RefSeq and is a predicted model, not a curated record. Lineage: Eukaryota; Metazoa; Chordata; Mammalia; Artiodactyla; Bovidae. Gene Ontology annotation, molecular function: cytokine receptor activity; cytokine binding. Gene Ontology annotation, cellular component: signaling receptor complex; membrane; external side of plasma membrane. The transcript is spliced from 16 exons. Bases 184 to 2940 code for a protein of 918 amino acids. Gene Ontology annotation, biological process: cytokine-mediated signaling pathway.